AUAAAUCAUCGGACUGUCCAUUUCGGCAAUCGGAAGAAUUAUCAUCAAGGGGUAAAGAACCCAGUGCAAUUUAUUCAGGGAAGAUUUAAAACACACCAUAUCAACAUGAGAGAAAUUGUUCACAUGCAAGCCGGCCAGUGCGGCAACCAAAUUGGAGCCAAAUUCUGGGAAGUUAUAUCAGAUGAACACGGAAUUGAUCCAACAGGAACAUACCAUGGGGAUUCAGAUCUUCAACUAGAAAGAAUCAAUGUGUACUACAACGAAGCCACUGGCGGCAAAUAUGUACCACGUGCUGUUCUUGUUGACUUGGAACCCGGAACCAUGGAUUCCGUCCGAUCCGGGCCAUUUGGACAGAUCUUCAGACCUGAUAACUUUGUGUUCGGACAGAGUGGAGCAGGAAACAACUGGGCAAAGGGACAUUACACUGAAGGUGCCGAGUUGAUUGACUCUGUGUUGGACGUUGUAAGAAAGGAGGCUGAGUCAUGCGACUGUAUUCAGGGAUUCCAACUUACACACUCCCUCGGUGGAGGUACCGGGGCUGGUAUGGGAACCCUCCUUAUCAGUAAAAUCCGCGAAGAGUACCCAGACAGAAUCAUGAAUACAUUCUCAGUUGUGCCAUCACCAAAGGUAUCAGACACAGUUGUCGAACCAUACAACGCCACAUUGUCCGUCCACCAACUUGUUGAGAACACUGAUGAAACUUACUGUAUCGAUAACGAGGCUCUUUACGACAUCUGCUUCAGAACUUUGAAACUGACCACACCAACAUACGGAGACUUGAAUCAUCUCAUCUCUGCUACCAUGUCCGGUGUAACCACAUGUCUACGUUUCCCAGGUCAGUUGAAUGCCGAUCUUCGUAAAAUUGCUGUCAACAUGGUCCCCUUCCCCCGUCUGCACUUCUUCAUGCCUGGGUUCGCUCCCCUUACCUCCCGUGGUAGCCAACAGUACAGAGCUCUGACAGUACCCGAGCUCACCCAACAGAUCUUCGACGCCAAGAAUAUGAUGGCUGCCUGUGAUCCACGUCACGGUAGAUACCUCACGGUUACCUCAAUCUUCAGAGGACGUAUGUCCAUGAAAGAGGUUGACGAACAGAUGUUGAACGUCCAAAACAAAAACAGCAGCUACUUCGUUGAAUGGAUUCCCAACAACGUCAAGGUCGCCGUCUGUGAUAUCCCACCACGUGGUCUCAAGAUGUCUGCCACCUUUAUUGGAAACACCACUGCCAUCCAGGAACUGUUCAAGCGUGUCUCAGAACAAUUCACCGCUAUGUUCCGACGAAAGGCUUUCUUGCAUUGGUACACUGGUGAGGGUAUGGAUGAGAUGGAAUUCACUGAAGCCGAAUCCAACAUGAACGAUUUGGUGUCUGAAUAUCAACAAUACCAGGACGCUACCGCAGAAGAGGAAGGAGAGUUCGACGAGGAGGGUGAAGAAGAGGAGGCAUAGACAGCAUAGAUACCACCACGUGCUUGCGUGACGUCACAUCCUGUCACAUGACAAAAACAUUUAUUUUCAUAAUUCCGUCCAUUCUUUCUUACAUAAACAUUUUGAAACAAACAACGAGUGAAGGAAAUUGUAUACAUUUUACAUAACAUUUUAUACAACCUUUACAAAAGAAAUAAAACAUUAAAUAUUUAUACAAUUUAGUUAUUUAGAUCUUCAUUUUAUAACAAAACUGGAAUAUACGUAACUUCUUAAA
Molecule: messenger RNA, 1696 nt
Organism: Ruditapes philippinarum (Manila clam)
Lineage: Eukaryota; Metazoa; Mollusca; Bivalvia; Venerida; Veneridae
Product: tubulin beta-4B chain-like
Exons: 9
Coding region: 106-1443 (445 amino acids)
Biological process (GO): mitotic cell cycle; microtubule cytoskeleton organization
Cellular component (GO): cytoplasm; microtubule
Molecular function (GO): GTP binding; structural constituent of cytoskeleton; GTPase activity
Source: RefSeq, a predicted model, not a curated record